CUCAGUCGCUUUACGCGCGCCGCGGAAGCUCGUCCCUUUCAUCGACAAAUUAAAAAAGUUAACUGUCAAAAAUUGGCGGGAAAACCUUCGAGUGACAUUACUUUUUUUUUUAUUUAAAUUUUUUCGUGUGAUUUUUUUAAGUUGAAACAGACAAAAUGCAAAUCAAGGCGAGUUUAUGUUGGAUCCUGGCAGUACUCACACUGUCAUCAUGUCAGAAAGAUGACGAGAUCAUCAGACAAGACUUCGACGGUCCUCACGAGGACGGAUCCUACAGAUGGGCGUUGCAAACAUCUGGAGGCAUUUACCACGAGCAAAAAGGUGGUUUGGAGCCAAACAGCGCUGGGGAACCGAGUCUGCUGGUACAAGGACAGUACCAAUACACAGCUCCUGAUGGCCAGGUGAUCAACGUGCUAUACUCAGCUGGAGAAAACGGGUUCGUAGCCCAGGGCGACCACAUACCCACACCACCGCCGAUACCAGCCGCGAUACAGAGAGCUCUCGACUAUUUAGCGACUAAGCCGCCAUCUACCGACUAUUAAGAUUAAGUUAUACAUAUAAUGUUAAACAUCGUUGUUGUAAUAAUGUAAUACAACGGGCAACGGGCGGGUCGGGCAAAGUAUUAUUGUGGUUUUUGGACAUUCAUAGUUAUAGGUAACAUUGAAUAAUACACCGUGAAAUUAAUUUCUUACUAGCUUCUUCUUCUGUAGGAUUUUUUGGAUUUUUUUUCUGCCAUAAGAACCUUCUACUGACAAUAACAAACACAACAAUAAAAAUAUCAGCCAAAUCGGUCUAACCGUUCUCAUUUUUGUACGGAUUUCAUUUUUAUAUAAAUAGAUGUAGAUUUAUAAAACGAGUACAACUAGGGUUGCCACCUUUUAUUUUGGUAUUUAAAGUACAUUGACGG
Spodoptera litura is the source of this 904-nucleotide messenger RNA. RefSeq names its product endocuticle structural glycoprotein ABD-4. The record is from RefSeq and is a predicted model, not a curated record. Lineage: Eukaryota; Metazoa; Arthropoda; Insecta; Lepidoptera; Noctuidae. Gene Ontology annotation, molecular function: structural constituent of chitin-based larval cuticle. Gene Ontology annotation, cellular component: chitin-based extracellular matrix.